UCUCGAGUCGUCGGACGCCGGAGAAGCUUCAACCACCACGAAAACCUGAAUCGCGAAAGCUCGUUGCCCGCGGAGCUCGUGAACCAAGCCGACGUGAGCAAUUAUGCGCGUUGUCAGAGAUCGCGUACGCGUGAACCACCAUACGAACGGAGCAAUCGCGAGCGGUCAAGUCUUGAACGAGCCGCGGAUGUUGGCGCGUUUACCAAGCAUCUGACACACUGGCCCGCCUCGUUCUUAGUAGACGCGCGCGUGUCUCGCCGAUAGAAAAAAAUUUCUCACCCUUUCGUACCGAAACGCGAGACAACCCUAGAGCCUCCCUUCGGCCUCGUAACCGACAACUAGCAUAAAUGAAUAAUUGACAAAACGGGUAGAAUUUUUGUUUACCGCGCUUCUCGCCCUUAGCCGCGCAUCUCGUUUCCCCGUUUUCGCUGGCAUAUUUCGUGAUACCAAGUACGAGUUGCCACAAUUCCCCGGUGGAAAGAGCAGUCUUCAGGUGGUGAGACAGAAAGUCGAUUCGAAUCCAUCGCACGCUUUGCGCUUAUCGAAACGAAUCGAUUUCUCCGACUGUUCCCUCGUGGAUGCACACCGUCGUGUGUCCCUUCCCACCGCGGAAUCGAGAGGCACCGAAGAUAAAACGCGUGUCAAUGAUGUUUCGAGAAGAUGACCUCGUGACGAGCGAGCGAUGCGACGACGGUGAACGAAACACUGGUUCGUAGUCGAUAAAAGUUGGACGAGUGGGACAAAAGUCGAGAAGUAAACCGACUAUGCCGGACAAGAAUCGUGGCUGCCGAGAUGCGCAACGCGAUCGCGACAAAGAUCUCUUUCCCGACGAGAUCUCGUCGAUCGGCAUGACGCUGAGACCCAGCGGUAGCGCUUCCUCUGGCAUCUCAUCCCUUGCGAGUUGUGGCGAAGUGGACGCGUUACCAGAAUUACCGGCACAGGACGAGGAACGACUGCAACGUGCCGCGCGUUUAUUACAACAGCGACUGGUUUUGCGCCAGUGGUUGACGGACCACGGAUUGCAUAGCCAUUACCAGAAGCUCCUGCAGAUGGAAGUCAUGUCCCUGGAGGACGUGUACUGGGUAGAGGACAAUGCGGCACGGGCUGCCAUUGGCAAGGAUCUACAGCGAUGGACCCAGGCCAGGCAGACGCUGCCUACGUCGAAGGAAGACCUGGAGAACCUCAAGGCUGAUCUGUGGAGCGCCGUUGUGAAGAACAGCCAGCACCAAGACGCCUGGACAUGGGGCGGAAUGCUAGUCGUUUCUGUGUCGGUAGCAGGGUUAGUGACCCUGGCUGCUAUGACACAGCCUGCUUUAGCGCCGGAAGCGAAACAUUCCCUGCUGCAAUAUGUCACCGGCAAGUAUCUGUUGCCCAGUAAUUGCCGCGUGCAUUUUGGAUGGGACGAGCCUAAACUCGUGGGAGAGACAAUGACGUUCACAGUCAAGUUUUAUCAACGCAACGGCCAGCCGUACCCUAUCUGUGACAAGGACAACUUGAUCGUCGAAGUCACGGAGGGUACGCGAAGGAUAGCUACUCUGAUCGAGUUAGGAGGCACCGACCCCUUAGCUGCCAACACCGCAGUCGUGAAAUUUACUGUCCGCCAUGCUGGACAAUAUCGUAUAGCCGUACUUAUUGGAUCGUGUCACGUCCACGGCAGUCCGUUUCUUAAGAAUUUUCUUCCCGGCUCUCCGGAUCCCAACAAGACCGUCUUCGUACGGCAAAGCUCGACGGUCGUUUGUACAGCUGGAAUCGCACAUUCGAUGACGAUAGAGCCGCGAGACGAGUAUGACAAUCUCUGUGUAUUUGGUCCCGAAGACAAGCCCACGGAAGGUUACCAAGUCAACAUUACUCAGAUUGGUAACGCGGUUGACAAGUCGACAGUCACCAAUUGUAACAUACAGCUUGAUUACGACUCCCCGAAUCAGAGAGUCCGGUUAAGAGUCACAUUCCCGAAAGGUGGCUGUUAUCACGCGACGGUCAGUUUAGCUGGAUUGCAGCUGCACAACGGCGAUUUCGACAUCAUUGUACUCGAGAGUGAUGUUGCUAGAAUGGUGCAUAACAACGUCGCCUCGAAAGAUCCGGACAUCUGCUAUGCCGCUAAACUGCUGGGCAUGCAAGGCGAGAAAUUCUCGAAACCGAAGAAAGUCGUAUGUUUCAUUUCGCCUAAGCAACUGACCAUCAAGGAGUACUUGCUAAAAAUUAUACCCAAGAGACUCGUCACCUUCAGGCUUUGUCCGUCGACGAAAUUUCAUUUCGAUUGUUCCAACAAUCAGUACGACGGUUACGACUUUUUCUCGAUCGACGACGGAUGUCAGCCGCCCGUCGAAUUGAUUUCUCUCUACCGGGACAUAAUAGCCGCCACGUUCACCUUGUUUCUAUUGAAAAACAUCGGCGGAAGCGAAACUUUUGCUGAUAAACAGGAUUUCUUUUACCACGAGGUUCGGAAGCAUCAUCAGAAACACUAUCAUGAGAAACUUUCGAUGAAGGUUCAACGGGAUAAAUUGUUGGAAUCGUCGAUGAAAGCUACCAAAGGAUUUUCCGUGACCGACUGGUGCAGAAACUUUGAGAUCACCUUCCAAGGUGAACAAGGAGUCGAUUGGGGAGGUGUCCGACGAGAAUGGUUCGAGUUGAUCUGCGCGGCCUUGUUCGAUUCGGGAAACGGAUUGUUCGCCUCCUUUGGGGAAUCGCAACAAGCACUGGUUCACCCUAACAAUAAACGGCCUUCGCACCUUAAAUUGAAACACUACGAGUUCGCGGGGCGAAUCGUGGGCAAAUGCCUGUACGAGUCAGCGCUCGGUGGUUCGUACCGGCAAUUAGUGCGAGCACGAUUCACGAGGUCGUUCCUUGCGCAAAUCAUUGGCCUUAGAGUGCAUUACAAGUAUUUCGAACAAGACGAUCCGGACCUGUAUCUGAGCAAGAUAAAAUAUAUUGUUGAGAACGACGUCGAGGAAAUGGACUUGUACUUCGUCGAGGAAGAGUACGACAAAGAUGGUCAAUUAUUAAAGGUAGCCGAACUAAUCCCCGGAGGAAGCAAGGUUCGCGUUACGAACGACACGAAGCUGCGCUACUUGGACGCGCUCGCGCAACACAGACUCGCUACUUCUGUGCGAAACGAGGUGGAAUAUUUUCUAAGAGGCCUGAACGAGCUCAUCCCUGAUAAUCUUCUAGGAAUAUUCGACGAAAACGAACUCGAAUUGUUACUGUGCGGAACCGGCGAGUACAGCGUGGCGGAUCUACGAGCGCAUCACAUAGCUAACGGCAGUUCACCGGAGUUCUUACGAGUUCUCGCUUGGUUCUGGACCGCGGUUAGCAAUUUCACCCAGGAAGAGAUGGCCCGAUUACUUCAAUUCACUACAGGUUGUUCCCAGCUGCCACCCGGCGGAUUUCAGCAGCUGAGCCCACGAUUUCAGAUCACGGCGGCACCAACCUUCGCUAACUUACCCACGGCACACACUUGCUUCAAUCAGCUUUGCCUACCAGACUACGAAUGCUACGAUCACUUCGAGCGAGCUUUGUUACUAGCAAUUAGCGAGGGUACAGAAGGUUUUGGUAUGAUUUAAUUUCUAGUCUUAUCCGACAGUAUAUAUUUAACAUCGUUUUCGUUCGUACCGUUAACAUAAUUUUAAUUGAAAAGAAAAUGUCUAAUUUCCCUUCU
This is a messenger RNA of Ceratina calcarata, 3655 nucleotides long. RefSeq names its product apoptosis-resistant E3 ubiquitin protein ligase 1. The coding region runs from base 765 to 3560 and encodes 931 amino acids. Gene Ontology annotation, biological process: negative regulation of apoptotic process; protein polyubiquitination; ubiquitin-dependent protein catabolic process. The record is from RefSeq and is a predicted model, not a curated record. Gene Ontology annotation, cellular component: cytoplasm; cytosol. Lineage: Eukaryota; Metazoa; Arthropoda; Insecta; Hymenoptera; Apidae. The transcript has 15 exons. Gene Ontology annotation, molecular function: ubiquitin protein ligase activity.